CGUCCGGAGGGAAGGAUGUCGACGUUUCUUUAAAACUCGUCAUCAAGCUCCUCACCCUCUUCAUCAUGCCUCCCACCCAUCCGCCAAUGCCACAUUCAUCUAACCCAGCACCUAAUGCUUCAGCUUCAUGGGCUCCACCUGUCAUCUCCACCACCUCCACCCACACUAACACCACCAUCAAUCCAGCUGCCGCCGCUGCCGCCAAAUUCUUCAACGACCUGCUGGACCAGAUCCCCUUGCCACGAUGGGCGAUCUACACCAUCUUUGCGGCCGGUGUUCUGCUGAUCCUGCUCUGCUGUCUGUGCAUCUGCAUCAAGUGCUGCUGCAAAGGGAAGAAGAAGAAGCGGCAGCAGAAGACGGGUGAGAACAUCAACCUGAAGGGGGUCAACGGGAAAACCACCACAGCUCUGGUUCAGCCAGAUGUGGCAGAUGUGGACUACGGUUCGACCAAGAAGCAGCGAGGAAGGCUGCUCUACUCUCUGGAGUACAACGCCGCUCUGUCUGAGCUCAUAGUCGGGGUCAAACAAGCCGACAGCCUGAUGGCCAUGGACCUGGGAGGAAGCUCGGACCCGUACGUCAAAGUUUACAUCUGCCCCGACAAACCCAAAACCUGCGAGACCAAAGUGUUCAGACACACGCUGAACCCCGUCUUCAACGAACAAUUCAACUUCCAGAUAUCCAAGUCCUCCCUCCUGAAGUCGACGGCGGUGAUGAAGGUGUUCGACUUCAACAGAUUCUCCAAACACAACAUCAUCGGCGAGCUCAGGGUGCAGCUGUGCAACGUCGACUGGAACCACGUCAUCGAGGAGUGGCAGGACCUCGCCGAGCCCGCCAAGUUCGAGGAAGAAGAGCUGGGCGAGAUCUGCUUCUCUCUGCGUUACGUUCCCACCGCCGGAAAACUGACAGUGGUGAUCCUGGAGGCCAAAAACCUGAAGAGCAUGGACAUCGGAGGAUCCUCAGAUCCUUAUGUGAAGGUGCAGUUGGCUCUGGACAAGAGGAAGUGGAAGAAGAGGAAGACGUCCAUUAAAAAGAAGACGCUGAACCCUUAUUACAACGAAUCCUUCACCUUCGACGUGUCAUUCGAACAAAUCCAGAGGGUGAACCUGGUGGUGUCCGUGUGGGACCACGACGCCAUGACCCGAAACGACGCCAUGGGGAAGAUCUUCCUGGGCUGCGACGCCACGGGGAACCAGCUGAGGCACUGGGCCGACAUGUUGUCCAACCCGCGGCGGCCGGUCGCUCAGUGGCACAGCCUGCUGUCGGCCCAGCAGGUCAACUCCACCCUGAGCCUGAAGAAGAAGAUCCCCCUCCACAGCAAACUGCCCUUCUGACGGAAAACUCACGGCGGUCCUUCGCAGAAAAAACAUUUCACUCUCCAGAUGAAGAGAUUUAGAUUUUAUCUAUCAGAUUGAUUACUUUGUAUUUAAAAUGAAAGAUUAAUUAUAUUUUACUAUUGAAUCAUAAAGUGAUAUCUUACAUGAGCACUUCUUUCCUCCUGUAUGAACUGUAUCGUACGUCAAAGCAAAUUUCAUCCUCAAACUGUUUGAAGAGUUUGCUGU
Messenger RNA from Seriola dumerili (greater amberjack), 1559 nucleotides. RefSeq names its product synaptotagmin-1-like (gene syt8). Gene Ontology annotation, cellular component: dense core granule; synaptic vesicle membrane; axon. The record is from RefSeq and is a predicted model, not a curated record. The transcript is spliced from 9 exons. Lineage: Eukaryota; Metazoa; Chordata; Actinopteri; Carangiformes; Carangidae. Bases 66 to 1331 code for a protein of 421 amino acids. Gene Ontology annotation, molecular function: syntaxin binding; phosphatidylserine binding; calcium ion binding. Gene Ontology annotation, biological process: regulation of calcium ion-dependent exocytosis; cellular response to calcium ion; synaptic vesicle endocytosis.